Entrophospora sp. SA101 is the source of this 759-nucleotide messenger RNA. The record is from the annotation of a GenBank genome assembly. NCBI's taxonomy places the organism in Eukaryota, Fungi, Glomeromycota, Glomeromycetes, Entrophosporales, Entrophosporaceae.
AUGACUGACCUAGCAACAACAGCAGCAACAGUUGUCGCAACUGUAGAAGCAUUAACACCUCAGGAAAACUCUACUCUUACUACUGCAGACCAAACAUCUUCCAGUAAUGAUCACAUUCCUAAAAUCUUGAAAGACGAAGCAAAACCAACUGAGGAAGUAACAACAAAACCAACCGAGGAAGAGAAAACAAAACCAACUGAAGCAGAGACAACAACAAAACCAACUGAAGCAGAGACAACAACAAAACCAACUGAAGCAGAGACAACAACAAAACCAACUGAAGCAGAGACAACAAAAAAACCAAUCGAAACAGAGACAAAAACAAAAGUAACCGUGGAAGAAACAAAAAAACCAAUCGAAACAGAGACAAAAACAAAAGUAACCGUGGAAGAAACAAAAAAAUCAAUCGAGACAGAGACAGCAACAAAAGAAAUUAAGGAACCCACUCCAGUUACCGCUGAAACCACCACUGCUGAAUCAACGAAACCUUCUGAACCAGAACCAAAACCAACAACUGACGCCACUACUACAACCACAGGUGAAGAGCAAAACCCACCAGCUAAAGAUACUGUUAACGUUAUAAAAGCUGAUGAUAAAACACUUCCCGAUACUCCAGUAGGAGAAGAAGUCAAAGCUAAAGUUGAUGGUGAUGGUGAAAGUUCUGAUAGAGGGGCUUCUAAUGGUAAGAAAAAUAAUAGAAAAAGUUUUCUUGUUAGAGUCAAAAGUUUCUUUGGUGGUAGUAAUAAAAAACCCUCAUAA